Messenger RNA from Bursaphelenchus xylophilus (pine wood nematode), 888 nucleotides. NCBI's taxonomy places the organism in Eukaryota, Metazoa, Nematoda, Chromadorea, Rhabditida, Aphelenchoididae. The record is from the annotation of a GenBank genome assembly.
AUGAGAUCGACCUCCGUCGUUGGACUCUGCCUUCUGUCGGUGUUGUGUUGUAAGUGUUUUUGGAGACCUUAGGUUUUUGACAUCUGACAUUUUGCAGUUGCGGAAGGACAUCAUCAUGGGCCUCCUCCUUCUGGAUCCCCUCCUUCUCCUCCCCCAGGCUUUACUGGCUCGCCGCCGCCUCAUCAUGGGCAUCGAAAGCAAAGAAGCGUAAACGGUCAUCCACCCCCACCACCUCCGCCUUCUGGCUCCCCUCCUUCUCCUCCUCCAGGAUUCAGUGGGUCACCACCACCACCUCCACCACCAUUUGUUCAACGGGCAGUAAGAAGUGUUGAACACCAAGGACCUCCUGGGCCACCUCCUUCUGGAUCCCCUCCUUCUCCUCCUCCAGGCUUCAGUGGAUCUCCACCACCACCUCCACCACCAUUUGUUCAACGGGCAGUAAGAAGUGUUGAACACCGUGGACCUCCUGGGCCACCUCCUUCUGGAUCCCCUCCCUCUCCUCCUCCAGGAUUCAGUGGAUCCCCACCACCACCACCUCCACCAUUUGGCCACCGGGCAGUCAGAAGUGUUGAAAACCGUGGGCCCCCUCCCUCUGGAUCCCCUCCUUCUCCUCCUCCAGGAUUCAGUGGAUCCCCACCACCACCUCAUCAUGAACAUCGUAAGCCAAGAAGCGUGAACGGUCACCAACCACCACCUCCUCCUUCUGGAUCCCCUCCCUCUCCUCCUCCAGGAUUCAGUGGAUCCCCACCACCACCUCCACCACCAUUUGUUCAACGGGCAGUAAGAAGUGUUGAACACCGUGGACCUCCUGGGCCACCUCCUUCUGGAUCCCCUCCCUCUCCUCCUCCAGGAUUCAGUGGAUCCCCACCACCACCACCAAGCUUUUGA